Coniosporium apollinis CBS 100218 is the source of this 678-nucleotide messenger RNA. Its product is annotated as vesicle transport through interaction with t-SNAREs 1. Lineage: Eukaryota; Fungi; Ascomycota; Dothideomycetes. Gene Ontology annotation, biological process: retrograde transport, endosome to Golgi; intra-Golgi vesicle-mediated transport; Golgi to vacuole transport. Gene Ontology annotation, cellular component: late endosome membrane; endoplasmic reticulum membrane; SNARE complex. The transcript has 3 exons. The record is from RefSeq and is a predicted model, not a curated record. Gene Ontology annotation, molecular function: SNAP receptor activity; SNARE binding. The coding region runs from base 1 to 678 and encodes 225 amino acids.
AUGUCGAACAUCCUAGACUCCGAAGCCGGCUCAGAGCUCUUCGGCAGCUACGAAGCCGAGCUGAAGCUCGUCCAGGCCGACCUGAACCAGAAGCUAGAUCAGAUACCCGAACUUGCGGGCGAGCCGCGAAAAGCAGCGGUCCGACAAGCAGAGCGAGCACUGGAAGAAGCAAAUGAAUUGCUCGACCAAAUGCGCAUCGAGAAGCAAAACAUCCCCGCGCCUGCCAAAUCAAAAGUGAACCAGCGCUUUCGCAACUUCGAGUCUGACGUCGACGCGCUAAAGCGGCGCCUCAAAUCGCUGUCAGACGACCGCGAAGCGCUGUUCGGUAGCCGCUACACCGACAAUCCGACCGCAGACGACCAACUCGAGCAGCGACAGCAGCUGCUAUCGGGCACAGACCGGCUUGAGCGGAGCAGUGGCCGGCUGCGGGAGAGCCAGCGGAUCGCGCUCGAGACGGAGGAUAUCGGGCGGAACACACUGGCGGAUCUGAGCAGGCAGAGGGAGACGAUUGUGCAUACGAGGGAUACGCUGGGGGAGAGCGAGGGGUAUACAGAUAGAAGUAUCAAGACGUUGAGGGGGAUGGCGCGUAGGAUGGCUACGAAUCGGAUAAUCACCAUCGCCAUCAUCACUGUUCUUGUUCUUCUCAUCAUCGCAGUCAUCGUCAGCAAGUUCAGGUGA